Messenger RNA from Gopherus evgoodei (Goodes thornscrub tortoise), 750 nucleotides. RefSeq names its product olfactory receptor 10A4-like. The transcript has a single exon. Lineage: Eukaryota; Metazoa; Chordata; Testudines; Testudinidae. The coding region runs from base 1 to 750 and encodes 249 amino acids. Gene Ontology annotation, molecular function: G protein-coupled receptor activity; olfactory receptor activity. Gene Ontology annotation, cellular component: membrane. The record is from RefSeq and is a predicted model, not a curated record. Gene Ontology annotation, biological process: G protein-coupled receptor signaling pathway.
AUGAUCAUCCUGCUGGGGAAUGCUCUCAUAAUUCUUAUAACAUUUGCUGACCCAGCCCUUCACACCCCCAUGUAUUUUUUUCUCCGGAACUUGUCCUUCCUGGAGAUCUGCUACACCUCAGUUACUAUCCCUGAAAUGCUGGUCAACCUCCUCACCAGGGAGAAAACCAUCUCAUUUUCCAGUUGUGCUGCACAGAUGUAUUUCCUCAUCUCUCUAGGUGGCACAGAGUGCUGCCUGCUGAUCCUGAUGGCAUAUGACCGAUAUGUGGCCAUAUGCCGCCCGCUAGUGUAUACUGCCAUUAUGAACAAAGGUGUUUGCAUGCAGCUUGUGGGCAUUGCAUGGCUAAACAGCAGGCUUGUGACACUAAUGCAUGUCACAUGGGUAUUUAAUCUCCCCUUCUGCCCGUCUAAUGAGAUUGACCAUUUCCUUUGCAAUGCUCCACCUGUACUUGAGCUGGUUUGUGGGAACACCUACAUGAUUGAAAUUGAAGCCCUUACCUCAACUGUGCUAUUUGUCGUGAUCCCAUUUGCACUGAUACUUUGGUCCUACAUUUGCAUUUUGAUCACAAUCCUGAAGAUGCCAUCUGCUGAGGGGCGGCAUAAAACCUUCUCUACUUGCUCCUCACAUCUCACUGUGGUGGUCUUGCUCUUCAGCAUGGCUGGUCUCACCUACUUCCAGCCCAAGUCCAGUAGUUCACCCACAACCAGCAAAUUCUUGUCCCUCUGCUACACCAUCCUCACACCAUUGUAA